AUAACGAACAGAAUGUAUCUGUCUCAGUCUGGGGCGAUCUCACCCAUGAUUCCACACCAAUCUUGGCCUCAUCCUACUGGUUGACUUGAUAACCAGCUCCGAACCAUCCCGGUAUUGGCAUCCCUGAGGUUUGGAGACCAUUGGAUCAACUAGUUGAACGGGGGUGACCUUCUGCCAAUUAGUUCUACGUUAAAUUGAGAUCCCAGGACAAUCACCCGCCCCUGCCUGCACCAUGGGACAGGAACAAGCUUCGAUUCCGGCCCAAGAGUUGCGUGCCUUCUUCCACGAGUGUGAUACCUACCGGACUGGACAAGUUCACGCCCAAGAUUUGGUGCGCACCAUUCAAGGCUACGCCCAGACGUCGCAAAUUGACAAAUGGGCCUUGGAGGAUCUCAGCUUGGGCUUGGACCCGCAGCGGGACAAUGCCUUCAUUGAUUGCGCCACCUUCAUCGCCAUCACGCAAGCUUGGGCUCUCAAAGUCAGGCAAGAUCAGUGUUAUUCAUCGUUAAUGGAGUCAAAUAGAAUGAAGACUGCAUGUUUAGAUCGUUUGCAGAUCGACCAAGACCAGGAAAAUGAUCCCGCCCACCAAUCUUCCUUCGGAUUACUAAAUCAGUCGGAUUUUGCUGGGUCCUCGGAGAGCGAUGGUCCCUUGGCUCUGUGCUCCUCCAAAAUCGACCCGAAUAUGACCGAAUUGAGCGGGGAAAUUCAAGUGUUGAAACGAGCUCUCCAGAAGCUCUCGGAUGAGAAGACCUCAUUGCAACGCCAAUAUUCCACCUCUGACGACUUGUGUAGCCAACUUCAGACCGAGAAUCAGACCUUGAAGGCCCGCCUGGAAGCCACUCUGGCCAGUUUAGACGUGGCCAGCAAGUAUCAGCUGGAAUACGAGGAACUCAAAAGUCUCUCCAUGGCCAAGGAAGAGAGAUGUUCUGAUCUGAGGGGACUCUUGGAGAGCAAUCACGACAAGAUCCGCGAUCUAUUACAAGAGAAUCAUCGACUUCAAACGGAGUUGGGAGGCGCUCAAGAUGCCUUGACGCUGGCUCGCAAAAACACCAAUGACGCCGUUGGUGUGACGGAGAAACUGAAACACGAAGCCGAAGUGCUUCGGGAGACCAACCAGGAGAAAACUCAAGAGUUGGACAAGCUCCGCAAUCUCCUUCUAGCGUGCGAAAGGAAAGUCAUGAAGGCCAUGGAAGAAACUGAGAUCAAGACCGCUGAAAUCGAGAGCUUACGAGCGAGUCUGAGUAAGAUGGAUGAUGAACUCCGAAGAGCCACAUUGGAAGGAGUGAGUGCUAAGAUCGCCGAAAGUCCGGAAGUUGAUGCCGACUCGGUUUUCGAGGGUGGAGUGACUGACGAUGGAUUGUGGUAUCACAUCAAUCGGAGGUCCAUCGGACCCAAGUUUUUCUCUACCCCUUUUGAAAAGCGACUCGUCUCCAUGCCCAGAGAAUCCAUUGGAGACGAGAUCAAAGAAAUGGGCGUUGGCGGAAAGUCGCCGUUUUGUGAAAAACCCUCCGACGACGAAGACACCCAAGAAACACGGGCAUUGACUCACAUCACCGUCGAAAGAGGCUCCACCCCAGUUUGUCAAGACCCUUGGCAAUACCUCUUACCUAUUGCCAUCCUUGUCCUUGGCACACUUGUCAUAGUGAUUCUCUUCGGAAAAGUCAAGCUCGAUCAUUUGGAUUACUAUCCAAUUUUGUGGCCAAGUGCUUUUCCCGAACCCUUCACAAUUUUCGAAUUGUCUCGUUCCACCAUGAUAGCUUAUUAGGCGUCUGCCAUAACCUAAAAUUGACCGGCAUUAUUUACCCUCUGCCCAUUGAAAGAUGAAAUUAAGAUGUCUUCUUAGAAUAA
This is a messenger RNA of Tigriopus californicus, 1848 nucleotides long. RefSeq lists its product as uncharacterized. Gene Ontology annotation, biological process: actin filament organization; telomere localization; spindle assembly. Gene Ontology annotation, molecular function: dynein complex binding. The record is from RefSeq and is a predicted model, not a curated record. The transcript has 2 exons. Gene Ontology annotation, cellular component: meiotic spindle pole; lateral element; meiotic nuclear membrane microtubule tethering complex. Lineage: Eukaryota; Metazoa; Arthropoda; Copepoda; Harpacticoida; Harpacticidae. The coding region runs from base 233 to 1765 and encodes 510 amino acids.